UUACCGUGCAUGAUACGUCACUUCUUGUGCUGUGUUUGUGAAUAUUACUAGUUGCAAGUGUGAUCAGUAGUGUCAGUACUAAUGGUGUUAUAUUAUUAUGAUUUUAUAUUUUAUGACAUUACUCUUUAUAUGUAGCGAAUGCUUUAAACCAACCCGCGCAACUGACUAGGGAGAGUGAAAUGUGCAUGAGGUAUUAAUGAAAAAUGCGCUAGUGACACGUGUACGUGUCGAUGUUUUAGAGGGUGCGGUCUACUAAUCCCUGCUUCAAAUGGCAGACUCGAAAUUAAUGAAUUACAGUGUCUCUGUGAAUGAGCGGCAACUAAUGAGUGAUGCGUAAUUUACGACAGUAAAGUACUUAUAAAGCGUCGGAACAUUUUUUAAACCGUUUAUAUAAAACAUGUACAGGAAGGUGGGCUACGUAUUUGGAGCUGCUGUUGGGUCAUUUGCCGUGAUCUGUGGAUUCAAGAACCAGUAUUUGAAAGACAGUAAUGAUGAAUUACAGUUUAUUCAAGCAGCUAACGCACAAGACGUGCGAAAAGAAAUAGAAAAUAAUGAACGUAAUGUUCUUUUAAGUCCUUCUGUCAGUGCAGCAGGUUACGAGAAACAAAAUAUAUCUCUACAGAAUACUAUUAGAAAAGCCAGAGACCUUGCGUAUAGGAAGAAGGACGAAGUUGGUGCACCUGGGCUUGUAAUAGGUGUCAGCAUUAACGGAAAAAUUGUUUGGGCGGAAGGUUUGGGCAUGGCAGAUGUGGAAAAUCGGGUGCCAUGUCACCCCGACACGGUGAUGAGGAUUGCCAGCAUCAGCAAAAGCAUGACUAUGGCUGUAGUCGCCAAACUCUGGGAGGACGGAAAGUUAGACUUGGAUAAACCAGUUCAAUAUUACGUGCCAUCAUUCCCUGAGAAGACAUUCAACAAGGAAGAAGUGACAAUCACUACAAGGCAACUUGUGAGUCACCUUGCAGGUAUCAGGCACUAUGAGAAGGCAACAAGCAACAAUAAGAACAACAGGAAUAAUGACAAGGAAAUUGUCAGCAAAGAAAUAAAAGAUAAGAGGAAUAAGACGCAAGCAAAUUCUGCAGCAGACAGAAAGGACAGCAGCUCCACUGAUCAGUUUGAGGCAGAUAAAGAGUUCUACAGUAAGGAGAGGUUUGCAACUGUUCAGGAUGCUUUGAAGAUUUUCCAAGAUGAUGACCUCAUGUUCAAACCAGGAACAUCAUUCUUGUAUUCGACUCAUGGGUGGACGCUGGUUAGUGCAGUGGUGGAGGCAGCUGCCAGUGAGCCGUUUCCUGAUGUUAUGAGGAAGUUUUUCCAGGUCAUGGGUUUGAAGCAUACCUACCUGGAUGUGGCAGAGCCGCUGAUAUAUAAUCGCUCUCGAUACUACAGUAGAAAUGGAAGCGGUAACCUGAAGAAUGUGCCGUACGUUGACAACUCGUGCAAGUGGGCGGGAGGCGGCCUUCUGUCCACUGUAGGUGAUUUGCUGCUUUUUGGGAAUGCAAUGCUGUACAGUUACCAAUGGCGAAGUGAACUGAACAAGUCGUACCCUCCUGAUUACCUGAGUCAUUGCAGGCUAUGUGGAGUGUGCAGCCAGGAACAACGAGGAAUUGGGGACGUGGUGACGGUUAUGGUAUGGGCUGGGUGGUUGUUCCGUCACGCCAAGAAUAUGGAGGUGGUGAUGUUCAGGCAUUUGCUGUGGGGCACACCGGUGGUGCUGUUGGUGCUUCUAGCGUUCUGUUGGUGGUUCCAAAUAAAGUAUCUUAUCCCACUGCCAUACCUUUGGACAGUGAAUUGGCACACCACACACCCUCAGUUCCGAACUCUCUGUCAGUGUUUUCUUCUCUUGAGUCUGUGGUUCCCCAGAGUAGUGACGUCUGUGUUCCAUGUGGGGUCACUGUUGCUAUUAUAAUGAACCUCGAAGAUGUGGGUCUCCGUCGUUUGGCGAUGGACAUCGCAGCUCUGUUUUGUGAAAUAUGAAGCCAGAUUCAUUAAAUUUUCUUUAUUUACUGGGAACACUGUUUAACAGGAGGAAUCACCAUGUUUGGCCUGUUGAUGUGGUAUUCCUACCUCAGAAUACAAUGUAAUGUUAAAGGGAGAAAGCAUGGUGACAUAAGGAAUUGAACUGUGAAGACCAUAUACAGCCACAAAAAGUCACUGGCAGAUUGAAAGCAAUAAAACUGCCUAAUAUAUAUGCAUGUGUAUGAAAUAUGUUUUUAUUUUCGGAUGAUAAUGCAGAGAGCAUUGAAUAUUGUUAGGGAGAUCAAAUCAAGGGCUAUGAGAAUGUGGGAUGAAAAAUGCAUAGUCUGACUGACUUACUUACUAAUUAAGUAACUAACUAACUAGCUACAUAGAGCUGAUUCCUUAUAGAGAAGCCAGCAGUUGCUCAGCCACUUGAACAAUUCUCAGCAUUUCCUUGAACCCGAAGGUUCAUUAUCAUGUUCACUAGAGCACAUCACUGGUCCCUACCUAGAACCAGAAGAGUGAAAGAGAAUAUUAGAAUUGUGAUUGGUGCCAAAUCUGAAAUUUCACGUCAAAGUAUAUUCAAGACAUUAGAGAUUCUCCUCACGUAUACAAAUACUGUGUAUAUUGUGGUGUAUAGACCCAUUGCUAGGCAAUGACUCUGUAAACAGUGGCUGUUGCUAGGUAACACGCAACAGUAGAAGAACUGUGUUUCCUAUGUAGUCUGUGCUGAAAUGUUAUAACUGGGAGGUUUGGAGCUUAGUCAGUUGAGGGUCAGUUCUAUACCAGAGUCUGUGAAGGAGGAUUUGAGCCAGAGGCAGAGGAAUAGCCGUUGUUGGAGCCAUUACCAGGGAACGUCUAGUAACAGACUGAGAACACUAGACUGUGUGCUCUGUUGAGCUGUAAAAUGUGGAUAUAGUGAUAGUGUUAUAGUUGUUUGUGGUUACGACCUGUAAGUGAUCAAUAAAUACAUUCACCAAUCUACACACCAUUUCUAAUUACUCAUACACAUGAGAGUAUCUUCUUUAGUGAAUUUUAUCUUGAAUAACCAGGAGCAUAUUCAAAUUAAUCUAUAAACAGUGUUAAUACAGGAUGCAAGAACCAUCUUCAUAACCAGUUUCCAACCUUACUUGCUUCUAGAAGAGGACAUUUUGUGCUCUUAUCAGAAUCUUGAAUAAUUUAUCUUACUGUAUUGUCGGCUUAGGUAGAGGUGAAGCUACCCCUGAGCUUUAACUAAUUAAGCACCAUACCAGGAAGGUGUAGGAGGGAGCAAAGUAUUUGACCUCAGCUUCAUGCUAUGAAUACUUCACCUCUGGGGAGAUUGUACAGGAGGCUGGGUGGGCCCCAGAGCUGGUCUAGAUGUUCUGGAGAAGAGAAAAAUCUCUUUUCCCUGCUGAGACUCAAACCCCGAUUCCUCAGCUGUCCAUUGCCUAGCCACUAUACUGACUAAGCUGUUCAGGCUCCCAUAUAUCAUUGGCACUGUAAAUGGAAAGGCACAAUUGAAAUACACUCUCAUUUUAGUGUGUUGAUGAACGAAUGAUGUUAUAUAUGGUUUUAAUCUACAAUAAGGCCUCUAUUUUAUACAGUUGUCUUAUAAUCAUGAUAUUUUUGCAUUCGGUGUAUGUACUAUAUCUUUAUACAUGUUAUGACUUAUUGCAAUACCUGCUGUUUCAUACCAUAUUCUGGAUCUGAGGAAUGUAUCUAUGUAUGUAUGCUAU
Messenger RNA from Cryptotermes secundus, 3671 nucleotides. RefSeq names its product serine beta-lactamase-like protein LACTB, mitochondrial. The record is from RefSeq and is a predicted model, not a curated record. Lineage: Eukaryota; Metazoa; Arthropoda; Insecta; Blattodea; Kalotermitidae. The coding region runs from base 398 to 1903 and encodes 501 amino acids. The transcript is spliced from 7 exons.